GUUGAAUAUUUUGUAGAUGUGGAUGCUGAGCUUUCAAAAUGGACAAGUCGUCGCCACAAAAAGGCUCUAAGAGGCAAAGAUUUCAGCCUUUUGUUAUAAAGAAAGGCAUCGUGAUGAGGGCCAAACAGCGACAGAAGAUGGCGCUCGAGCUCUCCAAGUCGAGAAAUGACAGUACCACUUUUAAUGACCCGAAGCUUUCACAGUUGAAAUACAACAACCGAUCUUUGUCGAAAGCUCUUUCCGAACAGAAGAUGGAAAACAAAACCCUGCUGGACGAGAAGAUACAGCUGCAGCGGGACCUGUUUGCUAACCACGAGAUCAUCAUCGCGCUGCGCAGCGAGCUCCAGACCCACGAGGACGACCUGCUGCAGAUCCACGAGGUGUUCCGCAGCUCGUUACAGCUGCUGGUUACGCUCACCAGUCACCUGAACGUGGGUCUGCAGCGGUGCACGGCCGGCCGCCGGCGCAGCAAGUCGGUCAGCCUGGGCACCGCCAGUCAGCCGGCGCGGGCCAGCCGUGGACUCAGCCUCGGAGUCCAGUCGGGGAGCGACGGCGGCGUCGGCUCGCCCCGGCAGUCCGGCGGCGGUCGCAAGCUGCACAAGGUGCUGCCCACGGUGGCCGGUAACGUCAUCUCGCACCCGUCGAUCGUGCUGCCGCGGCUGCCGGCCGGCGGGUGGCUGGGCGCCGGCGCGCACCGCGGCGCCGCCGAGCCGCCGGAGGACGAGGAGCCGCCCGAUGAGGAGGAGGACGAGGACGAGGAGGACCCCGAGCCGCUGCCCGAGCCGGUGGAGCGGGGCGUGCCGGUGUCCACACCGCUGGCCGACCUCUCGGUGAUCCUGGAGCAGUCGGUGCUGGACGCCGAGCCGACCGCCAGCCCGGCCGGCCGCCGCUCCGGCCCCGGCCUGCCGCUCGCCCAGGUCGUGGUUCCAGCCGAGGAGCGGUUGUUUGGAGACGAGGCCUGGAUGCGACAGCGCACCCCCGGCCGGGAGCGCGUGGUCGUGGCCGCCGAGGAGCGGCUGAACGGUGACGAGGCGUGGCGCAGGCAGCGCUGCCGCGGCCCGGCCAGAGUCGCAGUCGCCGCCAACGAGAGACUCUCCGGCGAGGACUCGUGGCACCACAGUGACUCGCUGGAGUCGCCGGGGGCGGCUGCGCGGCGCUCGCAGUCCCGGCCGAGCCAGGGGCGGCCGGCGGACGGCCCGGCGGCCGCAGAGGUGGCCGCGGAGGGGACGGCCUCGCCGACAAUGCCGCCACCGACAGCAGUACCGACAGUGGCCCCGGCAGCGGCGGCGGCACCCGCGGCCGCGGGAGCGGGGACGUCGGCGGGCCGGCGCGCUCUGGUCUUCUCCGACUCGCCGCGGGAGACCACACUCUGCAACGGAGACGGUGAGAGCCACUUGUCGAUGACUGCCGUCACCAGCUCGGCCACCGCCGCUGUACCCGCCGGCGAUACAAGUGUCGCGGUGUCGGCGGCGGACCUGGAGGAGUCUGUGGUAAUCCAGCGGCGCACCCAGCGGCCACGCGCCGCCCCGCGGCCCAGCACCGCACCCGUACCUGUUCCUGAUGUCGCUGAUGAGACCAUGGUGGACGCGUCCGAGACGCCCGAGCCCGUCACGGCCACCACCUCUGCCGAUCCAGACGAGUCGCUCAUCAUCUCCCGGCGGCCGGCGUCUCCCGGCGCGGCCGAGCAGACCGUCUGCGCCUCUCCGGCCGCCGCCGACCCGGACCCCGACGAGUCCGUCAUCCUGUCCCGGAAGCCGGCGGCGGCGCGCCGGCCGGCCCACAGAGCCCCCUCUGCCGAGCCGGUGGCGGAGACGACCACCGUGUCGCGGCGGGCGGCGGUGGCGGCGGCGGCAGCCGUCUCGCCGCCCGCUGAGGAGGCCGACCAGUCGGUGGUGAUUAGUCGCAAGGUGCGCCGCCAGCCGCGCACCUCUGUGGCGCCCGCCGAGCCGGCGGAGGAGGACGGCGACCAGUCGGUGGUCAUCUCCAGGAAGGUGCGCCGGCCGCGCUCCGUGGCUGCCGCGGUGCAGGAGGCGGCGGAGGACGCGGGACAGAGUACCGCUGGUGUGAGGACAGAGACGGAGACGGAGACGGCUGCCGCGGAGGCCGCGCCCCAGACCCACACCGGCAAACAGCGCGGGAAGCGGAAGAGCAAGGCGGUGCGAGGGAAACGGAAGGCGGCGCAGGCUGUGGCUCCGGUGAUAGAGAUAUCUGACGCACCCAGCGACGCCGCCCCCACCACCGCCACCACUACCACUACCACCACCACUACGGACGCCACGACCACUACCGAUCCCACCACCGCUGACGCCUCUACCGCCACCACUACAGACGCCACCGCCGCCGCCGCCGCCGCCGCUGAUGUUCUCAACGCGUCCGUCAUUUCGCGAGAGGAGGCGACGCCCAGUCCGGAGCUGGGAGUCAAAGAGCGAUACCGACACAUGCUCGCCAAGCGGUCGCCGCGGGCGGCGGCCAACAGUCGCGUGGCGCCGGCGUGCGCCGACGAUCCGCUGGAGGGACCGAGCAACCGCGUCUGGUUGGCGGCGCCCUCGCCGGCGGGCCGGCGGCCACGUCCCCGACCGCGCUCCGCCCGGCCGGCCACGCCCGAGACGCCCAGCGGUCGAAAAGACAAGCAGAAGGAGAAGCCGGACUUCAAGCUGUCCUCGUCCCCGGUGGUGAUGAUGGACCGGUCGUCUGUCUCUGCCGCCGCGGACUCCUCCGAGCCCGAGUUUCGGCGGCCCGCCGCCCCCGCCCCCGCCCCCGCCCCCGCCGCCGAGGACACCAAACCGGGCCGGCGCCGGCGCACUCUGGAUGAUGCCGCCGCCGGCGAUGGCGUCAGCGUCACCAACGGCGCGGGCGAUGACGGCGGUGACGGUGGGCCGACGAUGACGCCCCCGGCCGCCAAGCGCGGUCGCGGCCGUCCCAAGGGUCAGGGGAGUCGCGCCGGUCGGGGUCGCGGUCGGGGCCGGGGUCGGGGUCGUGGGCGGCCCUCGAUGAAUGUCGAGCCGGCGCGGGACGCUGAGGGUACCGGCGCGGAGCUGUUUGUGUACCCGGAGCUGUCGCCCGCGCCGCCGGAGCCGAACGGCGAGACGGCCCUGCUGGCGUCUCCUCAGUCGCGCCGGACGCCAUCGCCGCGGCGGAGGGCAAACAGACAGGGGGACGCCGGCCCCACCGCUCCCGCUGACACCGCCGGCGGGCCGGCUGACGGCGUCGAGGCGCCCUCGUCGACAGCAGUGGUGCCGGAGACGGGCGGCGGACGGCCGGCGGGCGCCGAGCCUGACUCUGUCUGCGCCGAGUCGCCGACCAGGCCCGUGGAACUGGCGGAGCCCACCUCCACCACGGGCUCGCCGCCGGUCGCCGAGUCUUCCACAGUAGUCGGAGCGAGCUCCAGCCCGCCGCCGGCCCGCCCGGCCGCGACGCAGGCCUCCGACAGUGUGCCGCCGGCGUCUGUCGAGACCGGGCUGUCUGGGCAGUCCGAGCAGCCGCCUAACCAAUCCGAGCAGCCGCCCAGCCAGUCAGAGCAGCCGCCCGAACAGCCGCCCGCGCUGGCCGCGCAGCCGCCCGAGCAGCCGCCGGAGCCGCCAGCGGCCGACGCGCCGGCCGCGGUGCCCGACUCGCCCGAGACGCUGCCAUGGGCGGUGAUGCGGCCGCCGGCGCCCGACAGCCCGGUCCGCUCGACGCCGCAGAGCAGCCCUGGUUCAGAGGACCUGGCGGGGGAGCGAGCCGUCGGCAGGCGGCGACGGAAACCCGUCUCCUACGCAGAGCCCAGCCUCACCAAGAAACUGAGGAGAUAAGGGCGCCCAUCCGCGGCGUCCCGCCCUCCUCCCGGGAGCACUGCGCUCUCUGCUGCUGCUGGGGCGACUGUGGACUGAGUGACUCGGACGGGUGACUCCGACUCACCGGUCUGACCUACCCGCGCACAGCGUACCACGGCCUUUGUGAGGCCGAAUAAUACCGACCAAUCGUGUCCAAACACUCCUCUGAACUGUGAGAGCGAAGACCCAGACUGUUCAUCCCAGAUCGGGCAUUUGCGGGAAUGAAGUGAGAAUACACCCUCGCCGCUGUUUUCGCUUCCUGCGGAGAAAGCACCAGCUUUUCUGCUGCGGUGGAGAUUGUACCUUUGGUUCCACCAGUUCUGAGGUCCAUAAUGCUUUAUGUUUGUGAUGCCGAUGUUUUUGACUCGCCGUUCCGUGCCGGCAGGACGUAGCGAGUGCUCUGGUAGGUUUUAGUUGGUCGUUUGGGUGUGUUGUGCGCUGCACUCUGGUCGAAGGAUCAGCGGACGUGGCGGUAUCUUUAGUGCGCGACGUGGACUGUCGUUAGCCGCGCAACCCGAUCUACUGUGGGCCGUCGGCCUCGGAACAGAAACGAAACGAUCUGCUGGGGAGGGCGCGCGGACAUCUUACCUGCGUCGCCAGACGAUGGUGCGGUAGAUUAUGCUCAGAUUUCAGUUAUCCUGCUUCCUUCAGUUGAAGGCUCCUUUUCUUACCUUGAAUUCCGAAUUGCCAUCUCCACGUCAUCUAGCAGCAUCUGGACAGGACGUAGAAAGAUGCUGAGCGUAACGCAAAGCUGUGGUCAGGUCAGGGCAGUUUCUAGUGCUAGCAAACUGAUAAUCCCUGGAGUUGAUUGUUGACAAUGCUGACCCAGUGUUGAUCGAUAAAUAAACGUUUUCCCCAUUGAUAAAUGAUUGUGCAGGAA
This is a messenger RNA of Amphibalanus amphitrite, 4692 nucleotides long. RefSeq names its product mediator of DNA damage checkpoint protein 1-like. Gene Ontology annotation, cellular component: chromosome, centromeric region; nucleus. The transcript has 12 exons. Gene Ontology annotation, biological process: meiotic chromosome segregation. The record is from RefSeq and is a predicted model, not a curated record. NCBI's taxonomy places the organism in Eukaryota, Metazoa, Arthropoda, Thecostraca, Balanomorpha, Balanidae. The coding region runs from base 39 to 3791 and encodes 1250 amino acids.